Micropterus salmoides (largemouth bass) is the source of this 1773-nucleotide messenger RNA. RefSeq names its product transmembrane protein 272-like. The transcript is spliced from 5 exons. Bases 498 to 1010 code for a protein of 170 amino acids. NCBI's taxonomy places the organism in Eukaryota, Metazoa, Chordata, Actinopteri, Centrarchiformes, Centrarchidae. The record is from RefSeq and is a predicted model, not a curated record.
UUAGCGCUCCUAAAAACACCUGGAGAAAAUUCUGGAGGGAUUCUAUUUGAAGUCGACAUGGGCAAAGCCUGCCAGAAAGCACUGUAAACCAGACAGAUACACAAGAUACUGGUAAACAAACCACAUGCUGUUUCUUUUUUACAAUGUCAAAAUACAAUUCAAUUCUUCUGAUUUCCUCCAGACCUUAAAAGUUUGACAUUUCAGGAAAUUACAUAUUUGCCAUUUAGCCAGGAGAAGAAUAAUGUCAUUCUCAUGUUUGUCUAAUAUGAAGCUGUAGCUAGCUGAACUUAGCACAAAUACUGGAAACAGGGGGAAAUAGCUAGCCGUACUGUAAUAGAAAGGGAACUAAAAUGAAGCAUCAAGAUGCAGCACAUUGAAAGAGGAAGUCGAGACAUACACAGACAGGCACAAUAUAUAUUCCCAAGUUCUUUUGCAAAAGCUCUUUUCUUUCCUUUAGCAGGAGACACACAAACAGGUUACAUAUAUCAUCAGCAACGAUGCCAGAAAGUGACAGACCUCAACACACCAAUGGACUUCUAGCAUUAACAGUAGUAUGUGCUGUGGGGAUUUUCACCAUCAUGCCCUUUGCUCAGGGGGUAGUUGGAAUAUUAUACAUGAAUGACUGUCCGAGGCAGCCAUUCAUCCCCAUCUAUCUGUUGCUAAUAGGAGUGUGCAGCAUCAUAGAGCGCUGGUGCCUUAACAAGUGCAAUACGCUCCUUUAUAGAGUGUUCUCUUUCUUCGUUUUCAUCUGGUUCAUCGCUGGUAAUGUGGGUAUCUACUCUAUUUAUGAGCCCAACUACAACAAGAACACAACACAAGUCAGUCCCUACUGCAACAAGACACUCUACUUGUUUGCCUUUUGGACCAACAACUUAACCUACAUCCUGCUCGGUGUGCUUUUUCUCUCUUGGUGCUGUUGUACACAUGAAGAACCUGAUGAUGAGGCACAAAGACCCUUGCAGAGAUAUGUAGUGAUACAUACCAGAAGCUCUGUUCCAAAUCCAAAUUAGUAAGUGAGUUUCAAUCCCAAAAGACAGAAACCAAAAGAGACGUGAAGAGCCCUUGUUCCUUCUUGAAUUACAAAGGUUUCCUGAACACUUUGAGAUGCGUUCCCAAAACACACACUGACAGAAAAACUUUGGAACCAUAUUUGUCAACUUGUUGUAAUCUAAAAAAAACACUUCAAUUGCGAAAUGUAAUCUUGAUGCUGAAAUUCAGUUUUGUACUGUCUAACAUGAAUAAGUUGCAAUUCUAUUAAAACUAAACCAUAUGAACUGAAAUGAUCCCCUAGUAUAAUACAUAUGCUGUAUUUGUUUAGUUAGCCCCUCUCUAGUAUUGUGUUCAGUUACUUCUCUUGUCUAGGUUAGAGAAGCUAUAAGAUGUCAAAACAUCCCAGUAAAAUAAUAUUGCAAUGACAUAAUGUGAUCAUAUUUGCUUCCAACUUCGAAAUGCUUAAUUUUGGUUAUUAUAUGUCUGUUUUGCAUGUUUAAUUAGUUUGUCAUAUUAUCUUGUCUCAUCAGUAGAAACUAUGUUUGAAACAAUAAUUGCAGGUAGGAGUUGUUUUGUAACUUUAUCGUAUCUUAUUUUGUAUCUUUUUUAUUUAACAUUUUAUUUAAGAGUAAUAAUGUGAUUCUUUUAAGUUUAUUAAUUACUGUUAUGAACUGUCUAUGACUGUGUUUGAUUCACAUCCAUUAAACCUGUUGAGAUCAUAAGAAAUGAUGUUACACAAACAUGAUGUUUAAAAUAUCUGUCUGUAAGAAAAUGUAAAUGAGA